UGACCCCCGGGUUAGCCCACGGCGAAUCGCCUCUCGCCAAUACGAUUGGGGCCAAUCCCCACCAACUCCGAUCUCUUUUCCCUUGCAGAAACUCCGAUCACCGUCGCCUCUUCAUCAUAUUCAUCGUCUCUUUCCGGUACCUCCUUUUUUCCAUCCAAUUUUCUGUAAUUUUCAAUUCUGUAUAUGGGUUUUUAUCUAGAAAUCAGGUUCAAAAAUACCCUUCUCCAAUCUAUUAACUUCUCCCCUCUUGUUUCUAUACCUACAUUCUUCAAUUGGCGUCCAUGAUUUCUCGAAAAAAAGGGUUUUUCUAAUUUUCCUCCACUGUUUCCAAUGUGAUCAUCAUUUAUCACAAUGUGCGUUUUCAUCAUUGUUUCCGAUGCUUAUCUUGAAUUCUUGAUUGCCAUCAGACCCCUUAUUCUUAGUCUUUUCCUGUUAUAGAAUUAGGGUUCAUACUUCACUUGUUUGUGUGAUUCAAAGAUUAUUAAGCUGUUACUGCUAUGGAUCGUGUUCCUGUUGAAGUAAUUGGCAACAUACUCUCCCAUCUUGGGGCUGCCAGAGAUGUUGUAAUUGCUUCAGCUACAUGUAAGAAAUGGCGAGAGGCUUGUCAUAGGCAUCUUCAUAUGCUGUCAUUCAAUUCCGAUGAUUGGCCGGUUUUCAGGGAUCUUACAACUAGUAGGCUCGAGAUAUUGAUCACCCAGACUAUAUUUCAAACCAAAGGUUUACAAGGUCUCUCCAUUUUAAUGGAUGAUGUUGACGAGUUUUCGGCUUCUGCUGUUAUUGCUUGGCUGAUGUAUACUAGAGAAACGUUACGCUGCUUGUUUUAUAAUGUUCGAACCACUCCAAAUGUCAACAUUCUUGACAUUUGUGGACGGCAAAAGCUCGAACUAUUGGUUUUGGCUCAUAAUUCGAUCACUGGGGUUGAGCCGAAUUAUCAAAGAUUUCCUUUUCUUACGUCGCUUUCUCUGAGUUAUGUUAGUAUUUCAUCAUUGGAUCUUAAUUUAUUACUCACAGCUUGUCCUAACAUUGAGUUUUUGGGUCUUAUAAGUCCGGAGAUUGCCAUCACUGAUGCUCAGGUUACAGUCGAAUUGAGUAGUCAAACGUUAAAGAAAGUGUAUGUCGAAGCCAUAAGUUUAGACAAGUUUACUCUAGAAGCCGAUAAUCUUGAGAAAUUGCAUUUAAAAGAUUGUGCUCUUGAGCUAUUUGAGUUAAGUGGCAAGGGUACUCUGAAGCAUUUCAAGAUGGAUGAUGUUAGUAUUCUACAUCUUGACAUUGUUGAGCCCGUGGAUGGUCUUGAGAUCGUUGAUGUGAGCAAUUUCACGAUCAUUUGGUCAAAGUUUUAUCAAAUAAUCUCGAAAUCUUCCAAAUUGAGAAGGCUUCGCCUUUGGAACGUGGUCUUUGAUGAUGAGAUAGAGUUUGUUGAUUUGGAGUCGAUUGCUUUAUGUUUUCCUGAUUUAAGCUAUCUUGCAUUGAGUUAUGACCUACGAGAUGACUUAAAAGAGGGCAUUCUUCAUUAUAGUUUGCAAGGUUCGUCUCCAAUGGAGAAUGUGAGUGUGUUGGAUCUUGGAUGGACGGUUCUUGAUGAGCAUUUUGCAGAUUGGGUUGCAUGCCUGCUUAGAAGAUGUCCGAAUCUUAAGAAGUUGAUAAUUCGUGGGGUUGUUUCCGAGUCAAAAACACAUGUAGAAUGCCAUAUGUUGGCCAGUUUUACUUCAUCAAUUGUUCAACUUAUGAGAAAAUACCUUCAUGUGGAUGUUCAGUUUGUAUAUGAAUAA
This is a messenger RNA of Cynara cardunculus var. scolymus (artichoke), 1769 nucleotides long. Its product is annotated as F-box/LRR-repeat protein At1g67190-like. The record is from RefSeq and is a predicted model, not a curated record. Gene Ontology annotation, molecular function: protein binding. Lineage: Eukaryota; Viridiplantae; Streptophyta; Magnoliopsida; Asterales; Asteraceae. The coding region runs from base 498 to 1769 and encodes 423 amino acids. The transcript has a single exon.